This is a messenger RNA of Filobasidium floriforme, 2644 nucleotides long. Its product is annotated as Noc2p family-domain-containing protein. The record is from RefSeq and is a predicted model, not a curated record. The transcript is spliced from 9 exons. Gene Ontology annotation, cellular component: Noc2p-Noc3p complex; Noc1p-Noc2p complex; nucleoplasm. NCBI's taxonomy places the organism in Eukaryota, Fungi, Basidiomycota, Tremellomycetes, Filobasidiales, Filobasidiaceae. The coding region runs from base 50 to 2392 and encodes 780 amino acids. Gene Ontology annotation, biological process: ribosomal large subunit biogenesis.
CCUGCAAUUCAGGGUCAUCUAGACACACCACAUAGCGCAUCGAAUAACAAUGGCUAAAGCGACCAAGCAGACGAAAAAGUUUGUGUCCUCCGGCAAGCUCAAGCAGGAGAUCACGAAGCGAAGACAGCACCAGAAGAUCAAGCAAAAGACCGCGGGACGUGAGGCGACCAAGUUGAGAAAAGAACGUAAAGGAAAGGGAAAGCAUGCCGACGAUGACAGUGAAUUGGAGGGUAGUGAUGAUGAGGAUGAGGAUGUGACAUUGCCUGCCGGUGACGAUGACGAAGAAGAGGGUGGAAAGAAGGGCAAGGGCAAGGCUGUUGAGGGCUUGAAGGCGCUCGCCGGGGAUGAUGCUGCUGAAUCAGACGACGAGGAUCUUGAAGACUUCUCCGACCUGGAAGAGGAAGACGACGACGAUGCCGACGAUAACGAGGCUGCCCUCGCUGCGGACGAAGCCGCCAUGGCCAAAUCCCUUGCCGACCUCGCCAAGAAGGAUCCCGAGUUCUUCAAAUACUUGAAAGAGAACGAUGCUGAGUUGCUGGACUUUGAAGGUGGAGAGAACGAGGAUGAAGAUGAUGAGGAAGUCGAGGUGACCAAGAAGACGAAAAAGGACAAGAAGGAGAAGAAGACCAAGGGAAAGGGCAAGGAGCAGGUCGUCGAUGAAGACGAGAUGAUGGAUUACGAUGCUGGGAGUGAUUCGGAAGAGGAACCCGAAUUCGGUCAGCCGGAGGAACAGAAGGAGGUCGAGAAGGUCUCGGUAUCGAUGAAGAUGUUGAGAUCAUGGCAACGGGCGAUGAUCGAGCAAAGCUCGCUACGAUCACUGAGAAAGACGAUCUUGGCUUUCCGAGCGGCUGCUCAUAUGAACCAGGAUGACGAGGAUGAGAUCGAAACGAAGUAUAAGAUCGAUAGCGCUCAAGUCUUCAACAAAUUGAUUCUGACCGCUUUAAAAUUCACCCCGGUUGUGCUCAACAAGCACAUGCCGUCGAAAGAGUUGGCAUCAGGGAAAUUUAAGACGCAACCGCCACCAAACGCCCACCCUACUCUACCCCGUUUCGCCCUCUCUCAUUUCACCACAAUCAUGUACCUCAUCAAGUCACUGCCAUCAGCGCCUACCGGAAACGAGGACGUUGAAGGUGCCGCGGACAGCUUAUUGUACACGGUCGUCACGGAGAGCACGAAGAUGUUGCCUUGGGUGAUGGAAGGAAAGAGGCAGGUCAGGGCGUACUUGAAGCUGCUGCUCGACCUUUGGUCUUCGGCUGCGGAUAACGUCAGGAUCGCUUGUUUCUUGGCCGUCCGGAAGGUCUUUGUUGCUGGUGACGAGACGAUCAAGGAGCUGUGCUUGAAGAACAUCUAUUCAGCUCUCUUGCCUCCUCUUCGUCUCACCUCGGCACACACCCUUCCUUCGCUCAACUUGAUGAAGAACUCGGCUGCCGAGCUUUACCAGAUCAACCCGGCCAUCUCCUACCAACACGCCUUCGGGUACAUUCGAGCGCUCGCUAUCCACUUGCGUCAGGUCGUCCGAUCGGGUCAGGCGGAUCAGGAAGCUUUCCGAGCGGUGUAUAAUUGGCAAUUUGUGCAUUGUAUCGAUUUCUGGAGCACGGUGUUGAGCGGGGCUUGCGACAAGGAGAAGGUGAUCGAGAGCGGCGGACUGGCUAGUCCAUUGGAGCCUUUGAUCUUCCCCUUGGUACAGAUCGCUUUGGGUGUCAUUCGACUGGUACCGACGUCGCGAUUCUUCCCCUUGCGAUUCCACGUCAUGCACUCGAUGCUCCGUAUUAUCGGUCGAACGGGUACUUACGUUCCCCUCGCACCUUUCCUCCUGGAAAUUCUCGAUUCGGCCGAGUUCAAGAAGAGCAAUCCCAAACCGAGCUCUCUCCGUCCUCUUGACCUGGAAUACGUGAUCCGGGCACCCAACUCGUACUUGAAAUCGAGAGUGUACCAGGAGAGCUUGGCCGACGAGCUGUGUUUCAUCGCUGGCGACUUCUUCGCGCUGAUGAGCAGGAACGUGGCUUACCCGGAGAUGACCAUCCCCGUCAUCGCUCACCUGAAACGGUUCCUGAAAAAGGGAGGCGGGUCGGGCAAAGUGAAGGCUCAGGUUAAGACGGUCGUCGAGAAGAUCGAGUUGACGAGGACAUGGGUGGAAAAGAAGCGAAGGGGGGUGAACUUUGCGCCGAACGAGAGGGAGGAGGUGGCUGCGUUCUUGGAAGAUGCCAAGGUGGAGGACACGCCAAUUGGGGGUUGGAUGAGAUUGCAGCGCAAGGUCAGGGAUCAGAGGAGACAGGAGAUCGAGGCGGCUCAACGUGAAGAGCGUAUGGACCGUCAAGAUGAAUCGGACGAUGAUGAAGACGAGGACGAGGGGAGCGAUGUCGAUAUGGGUUCGGACGAGGAUGACGAAUAGACGUGUCUUGAGCGCCGACAUGUAUGUAUCUUUUGUAUGAACGCCUUUCGCUUAUGGGUUUCGAUGUCGAGCGUGCUUUCUUGCGAUUGUGGAUGGAGCACGCAGUCAAAAGUCAGCAGAUGAGCAGCUGGGUAGUAACAGGCAAUCUCGACGGCUCUCGCAAGUGGCGAGCGCUUGACUGACUGCGUUCAGAGUUGUCGAGGUCUGAACCGGAGUUGGCUUUUUGACUUUGUAAACAAAUGACGAAUCCGU